CGAGUAGAGCAUAUUGGCGAAUUCAUAAAUUGUUCUGGCUAACAACUAAUUACAAUUUUUGAUCUGUUAAACGAGCUAAACCAAAGUUGAGUCGAUGUUAAUUUAUUUAUCCAUAUAUAAUGUAGUUUUAUUUUCCUUGCCAUAAUUAUCUAUAUUCUUUACUUCGCCGCUAAUUUUUGCCGCUCGUUUCUCUUCGUCAUCCCCACCAACCCACGCGCCUACACACUGGUAUACAUCCAUCAAGUAACGUUUCCAGCUGAAUCUCGAUAUUGGCUCCGACCGCCAUGGAUGAAUUUGGAGUUUUGGUGGAGAGUAUUGGGUUCAAAGCCCAUGGAAAAUCCGCCCCCAUGGCCAAAUCGAAACCCAAACCCGAAUCACAUUUCGCUGCCUAUAGCUCUGCCAAUACGCCACCGUUCAGCGACCACUCUGCGUUUCCCGUCGAUGAGCUAGACGUGAUUUUCAGAUCCAAUUUAAACAUCGACAAAAAUCGGCAAUCGCAGGAUUUGUUAGGCGAUGGUGAUGUUUUUGGUGCGAACGUCUCCAGUUCCAAUCAAUUCGGAGAAAUUGAUUUGGAAUCCGUGCUUAGUAUCUCCAAUAAUGGGGCUAAUGAUGGUAAUUCGAAUUUGAGGAAUUCUGCUGGUGUUGAUGAUCAUGAUGAUUUGUUUGGGUCACGGCCGAGGCAAGGGGGUACUGUAGGUGAUUUGCUGGGCGAUUUGGGAAUGAAUUCUAGUGGAAAGGAGGAGAGGAAAGGAUCUGAACUCGACGAGUUGAUACCGGGAUAUGGAGGAGCCAGCCAUACGAAUAAAAGAGUACAACCAAAGACUGCCCCUUCAGGAUCCAAUGACCAUUCAUCUAACAUUAGCUCAACCCUUGGAGAUGAUCCUUUUUUGGUUUUUGAAUCAUCUGUUACUAAAUCAGAUGCCUCUGCUGGAACCUCUGAGCAAGAUACAGCAAAAGAUCCCAUUCAGAGUUCACUUGAAGAACUCGAUGAUUUCGCCAUGGAUAGAGGCCAGAUUAAUUCAAAUUCUGAUGAAAAAAUGACCACAGCUAGCCAGCCAAGUGCAGGCAAAGCUUCAAGCGGGUUUCAGAAUGUCGAUGAUCUGGACGCAUUUUUCGGUCGGGCCGUGCAGCAACAUGCUGCACAAACUUCGACUAAUCAGGAAUCACAUUUUGACAUUUUUGGUGGGGAAAAGAGGCCUGAAGGGAAGCAAACUUCUGCUGGAACAAAUAUUGAGGAUAACUUCACUGCAUUAUUUGGGGAUAUGACCACUUCAUCUGAAGAGUUUCAGGAAAUUGAAGGGGAACCUGAAGAAAGACGAAGAGCGAGGCUUAAUCGUCAUAUGAGAAUGAAUGAGCGUAUGGCAGAAGCACUUGCUGAAAAGAAUAAGCGGGAUCUUCAGAACCAGAAUGAGCAGGAAGAGAAACGAAGGCUUGCAGAAACUUUGGACAAUGAUAUAAGGUGUUGGGCUGCAGGAAAAGAAGGCAACUUAAGAGCCUUAUUGUCCUCAUUGCAACAGGUACUAUGGCCUGAAUGUGGCUGGCGCCCGGUUUCACUGACAGAUAUGAUUACUUCUGAUUCAGUGAAAAAGGUUUACAAGAAGGCGACCUUAUAUGUCCACCCGGAUAAAGUGCAACAAAAGGGAGCUACACUCCUACAAAAGUAUAUUGCCGAAAAGGUUUUUGAUCUUCUUAAGGUACUCCUAGAAACGGUUCUUCUAAUGCAAAGCAUCUUCAACCAAGUGAAACUUAAAUUGAGGCCUGGAACAAAUUUAGUGCAGAGGAACUUCGAUAACUCUGGAAUCUGGAUAGCAAAAUCUCGGGAGCCUUUGUUGAUUUUAAGCAAACUAGUAUGAAGUCCUUGUGCUAUAUAUAUAAGAAGCAGCAAUUAAUGAUCUUUGCGGCUGAUCCUAUCUGGAACUUGAGAAGUUUUCAUGUUUGUUUUUGUGUAUAUGUGAAUGUCACUAAUCUGUGAGUAUAUGUUAACUACUAGGAGUUCUCUUUUUACAUUUUUUUUUUCUUUUUCCUUUUAACUUUUUUAUGGAACUGCAUAUUGUUGAAUAAUGAAUCGAUUAUGAAAAAUUAUUUGAAAGUCGAUGUCCAUUUCCCUGUGUAGUUGGAAAAUUAUUCGACGUAUUGCAGAAUAUUGCAGUGGACCAAGAAAAGGUCCUCUGAACGUAAACUAUUCUCAUUUGCCUAAUAAUAACAGAAUUCAUGAAUGGUGC
This is a messenger RNA of Striga asiatica, 2222 nucleotides long. The record is from the annotation of a GenBank genome assembly. Lineage: Eukaryota; Viridiplantae; Streptophyta; Magnoliopsida; Lamiales; Orobanchaceae.